AUGCGACGGGCGACGGGAAGAAAAGCCCGCAUUCGAAUUCCGGGACGUGCAGUGAACUUUGAGGUUUUAGCACGGGUGAAGGUUUUUUUGUGCGGCUUUGUCGGUGUCUCAGAGCUCUGCGUCGCAACCAUCUUCCAUGCCAGGUGGGAUGAAACGGAUAAAGAUUGGCGGUUUGACCUUCCGAUCAGACCAGAGUGCCUUCGGUCUGUUGCUCGAGAAUUGCACGGCUUGGCUAUUCGGGAGUACAUGCCGACCAUGAAGGCUUGUGCACAGGCUGCAAAGUGGCAGCAGUCGCUGGGAAUCAUGGAAUGGAUUCCUGUUCAGGAAACAUCAAUCUGCAAUGCAGCCAUGAAUGCCUGUGCUCGGGGCCAUCAAUGGACUCGCGCCGUGCAAUUACUGAGCAGUUUUCCCAGCUCCCUGCAGCCGGACGUGGUAACCUUCAACUCCUGCAUCCAUGCGUGUGAGAAGGGCAGUCAAUGGCAAGCUGCUUGCAGUCUCUUCGAAACUCUCCAAUUUCAGAGCUACCAGCCAACUGUUGUUACCUACAGCUCCUUGGUGAGUGCAUGCGCGGCUGGAGAACAGUGGCAGCAGGCGCUAGAGCUGUUCCGGGACUGUCAGGCUCUUGCGCUCCAGGCCAAUGUGAUCCUUUACAGUGCUGCGGUGAGUGCAUGCGAGAAAGGAGCUCAGUGGCAGCAGGCUCUUGGGAUACGUUCAGAGGCAAGCCGGCGAGGCCUGAAGUUGGAUGUGAUCAUUGGCAGCGCCGCUGUGAGUGCCUGCGAGAAGGCGGGGGAGUGGCAGUACGCUCGGCUGCUGCUGCUGGAGCUCCGGGAAGCAUCCACCGCUAACCGCGUUACUUACAAUGCGGUACUUAGUGCAUGUGAGAAAGGUGAGCAGUGGCAGAUGAUCUUGGCCAUUUUGGAAGAGAUGGUCCAACUGACGAUAUUGCCAGAUGCCUUCUCGUACGGCGCCAGCAUCAGCGGAUGCGGAAGGUGCGAGCAGUGGCAGGUGGCUGUGGAUCUGUUGCGGGGCGCGCACCGCAUGAAGUCACUUAAUGUGAUAGCUUACAGUGCCGCUGUCAGCGCGUGUGAGAAGGCAAAGGAGUGGCAGCAGGCUUUGGCACUGUUUGAGGAAGCCCGGGCACAGUCGAUAGAAGCUGACGUGGUUUUGCUCAGUGCUGCAAUCAGCGCUUGUGAAAAAGGGGAGAAGUGGUGGCUGGCCCUGGAGUUGUUCGACUCCUCCCAGGCCAACCUGAUCACAUAUAGUGCUGCGAUCAGCGCCUGUGAGAAGGGGGGUCAGUGGCAAAAGGUGCUGCAGUUGCUGUCGCAGAUGCCAGGGGCAGAAAUCCGUGCAAACACCAUCACUUACAAUGCAGCCAUUAGCUCCUGCAGAGAGGAGGGGCAGUGGCAGAGGGCAUUCCUGCUCUUGGAGGAGCUGAAGUUGCAGCAGUUGGAAUUUGACCUCGUCAGCUGCUACGCUGUCCUGGCCGUUUGCCAGGCAGCCGCGGCCUGGGCCGCAGCCCUGCAGCUUCUGGCAAUCUUGCAGAGAGCCACUUUGGGGCCCGGCGACUUCGUUUGCAUCGCCUCGGCCUUCCAAGCCUGCGUUGCUGCCACGCGAGUCUCUGAGUCCAUUGUCUUUGCAUCCCGCCUGGAGGUGGACACCAUCCUCUUCAACACCUUGCUUAGCGCCUGCGGCAAAGGCUCGCACUGGACUCAAGCGCUUCGCUGCUUCCAGGAGCUGCAGGAUGCAAGCCUCCGCGCGGAUAUUGUCACAUGCAACUCGCUCCUGGUCAUCGUUUCAGAUCCCACGUCCAAUGACGGCUUGGAGGCAGGGAAGCGUUUCAAAUCCGUUUGUGGGUGGGUGGGUAGGCAUGGGAGCUUGCUCGCUACUCACAGAAAUCUGGUGCAGAACAACCAACGGGCCAUGGAGAAGGGCAGUCAGUGGCAGAGCGCUGUGGAACUGGUUUCGUUGUCAGGCGACGCGAGCAUUGAAGCCGAUGUGAUUCUGUACAGCUCACUGGCGACUGCAUGUGGCCGUGGCCAUGCUUGGACGUGGGCAUUGGAUGUGUGGGCUGAUUUGAAGGAUCGCGACCAGUGUGUGAACACCGUCCUUUGUUCGACAUGCAUCAGCGCCUGUGCCUUGAGCAGCCGGUGGAUGCAGGCUCUGGCAUUGCACAAAGAGUACGAUGAGCUGAGUUUGGAGAAGGAUACAGUGGCCUUCGGCGCCAUGCUCAAUGCCUUUGCUAUCGGAGGCUUGUGGCAAGAGGCCAUAUCGCUUCUGACCACGAUGGCCGCGGCAGCAGUUCAGCCAAGUCUGAUCGGCUACAACACAGCGAUCAGUGCUUGCGAGGGCAAAUACCGUUGGGCAGAGGCUCUUCAGCUGCUUGCGAGCUGCUCUCCGGCGGGAUUGCAGGCCGAUAUCGUCACUUACGGUGCCGUGCUCAGCGUAUGUGAGAAGAGCCUGCGCUGGGAAGAGGCUAUGGCUGUGUUGAGGAGUGCCGAAAAGCGAGCAGUGGAUAUCAAUCUCAUCGCCGCCAGUGCUGCCGUAAGUGCCUGCGAGAAGGGCAGCCAAUGGGAGAAGGCCCUGGGGCUCUUUGCAGAGUUCCAGCACAGAGACUCAGGUACCGUCCAAAAGUCAGAGCAAGCCGACAUCGUCGUGUACAGCGCCGUCAUCAGCUCGUGCUCGAAGUGCGCGAGGUGGCAGAUUGCUGUCGGACUGCUGCAGGACUUCGAGCAGGCCGCAGCGGCCCAAAUAGCAAAUGCGCAAACAUACAACGCGGCGAUGCUCGCCUGUGUCACGGGGCAUGCCUGGAGGACGGCUGCGGCACUCGCAUUGCAAAUGGAGCGCCAGCAGGUGGAAACCGACGUGAUUGCUUCCUGUACCCUAGUUGGUGCCUUCGUCGCCGGUGAGCAGCCGGUGCAAGCCGCGGCCUGCAUGGACGUGCUGCACCAUCGAGCACUCGCAGCCACGCCCGCAUGA
Molecule: messenger RNA, 2976 nt
Organism: Symbiodinium sp. CCMP2456
Lineage: Eukaryota; Dinophyceae; Suessiales; Symbiodiniaceae
Source: the annotation of a GenBank genome assembly